Molecule: messenger RNA, 1149 nt
Organism: Naegleria lovaniensis
Lineage: Eukaryota; Heterolobosea; Eutetramitea; Acrasida; Naegleriidae
Exons: 1
Coding region: 1-1149 (382 amino acids)
Molecular function (GO): protein binding
Source: RefSeq, a predicted model, not a curated record
AUGAACGGAUUGCCUGAAGAUUUAAUCUUCUCCAUCAUGCUCUUUUGUGAGGAUUUGAAAAGUGUUUCUCAAUUGUUAUUACUGAACCGACAUUGGUUGAGCGUGGCUCGUUAUGAAGCUCUAUGGAGAAUGCGGUUUGCGUUUCAUUUGAAAAAACAAAUCCGAGAUCGUCAAGCGGAAAUGAAUGUACCAUCAUCCAAAAAGAAGGGACUUGCAGCAUUGAUACAGAAAUUAAAAGGUCAAAUGAAAACUCAUGUGGAGGAAGCGGAACAGAUGUACAUGAGAGAAAAGAUUGUUUCUCAAAAAAGUUCCGAUCAUGAUGAUGAAAAUUCGGAUGAUGAACCCAAGAAGGUAUUUUCUGGAGUUGAUUUUUAUUGCGGAUUUCGAUUUUAUACCAUUUUCAAGCAAGAAGUACAUGGAAAGUUAGUGGGACAAAUCACGUUCAAGCUCCAUGAAUUGAUGGGAGAAAAAUUUCAAGCGAACACUUACAAGGUCGUUUUGAACGAUACGAAUGAUUAUGUUUUGGUUGAGAAAAGUCCUUUCUGUCAAAAGUGGAAACAAUUUUGCGAAUAUGCUCAUUCACAUCUAAAACCCUUCUCGAAAGAUCAUUUCGAUCAAGAAUACCAAUUACAGAAAUCAUGUUCUGUUAGUUUUAUGACUCAUUUUCAAAAAGAUCAUUCUUCAGCCUAUUCAGAAGUGGUUUCCAUUCUUAGGAAAUUCCGUCAGGACACAUCAUUGGACCCAAAACAACGGUUGGAUGCAAUGAAUGACUUGUUGGUACAGCCCGUGUUAGAACUUAUCUCAUCUGACAAGUAUCGAUUUCCUAUACAUGCAUUUCGUAUCUUUAAUUCAGCAUUGGAACUGAACAGUAUGACCCUCAUGAGAGCGUUAAUGAAAGAAAUUGAGAUGGAUAUGGUAAGGCCACAACAUGAAAAAUAUUUCUUAAGCUAUCCCCAAGAUGUUGAAAUGAUGGAUUAUGUAAAAUCGCAAAUAAUAACCUUUUUGAAGUUUGGUUAUUAUCAGCCUGAAGAGAUUAGAGAAAUACUUUCGUUUUGGAUCAAGAUGUAUCCAUCUCUCAUACGCAAGCAAAGAAUACGCAAAACAUUUCACAUGCAGAGAAGAGUUUUACUUCUGACUCUGAUUUACUAG